CCCCAUCCGUGUUUAAUAUUUCUGGUCGCGCCACUGCAGUUGGUAUAGCACUUAUCGAGCUUUUCUAUACUGCAAUAGUCGGUCGUGAGAUUAGUUGCAUUCUCAUACUCAUCGAAUCCUUCUUAAACGUCUAACCCACCCGACCACGCGCGCAAAAUUCUUCCACCCCUCAGCGCAACCAUGGCGACAAACGGUAACCUCCCCCAUACCGACCAAUUCCAAUCGGGCUCUAUUGCCUCAGCUGCCACGAGCACUGCUACUGCCGACCAAACGAGCGGUUCCAGCUCAACCAACAAUCUUGGAAAAGAUGAGGUCGCCUGGUUCUUCGUAGAGCAAUACUACACCACUCUGAGCAAGAAUCCCGAGAAGCUCCACUUAUUCUAUGGAAAGCGCUCUCAGUUCGUCUAUGGCCUCGAAGCUGAGAUCGCUAACGUUUCUGUUGGUAGACAGAACAUCCAAGAGCGCAUCAAACAAUUAGACUUUCAGGAUUGCAAGGUUCGAGUUUCCAACGUUGAUUCUCAAGCCUCGUACGAGAAUAUCGUUAUCCAAGUGAUCGGCGAGACUUCCAACAAAGCUGGCGACCCGAAGAAGUUUGUUCAAACUUUCGUUCUUGCUCAACAGCCCUCUGGAUACUUCGUUUUGAAUGAUAUUCUUAGAUAUAUAGACGAGGAGGGUGACGAGGAGCCAGCCGAGGUUGCUCAAGAUGAGCCGGUGGAGCCCGCGACCCAGGCCGUCCCCGCCGCGAAGGAGGAAGUCGAAGCCCAGCCCGCAGAGCCUGUCGAGAAACCUGCUUCGUUUGAUACUGGCAUUGUCGACAAGAAGCUGGAGGAGGAAGUUAGCGCACCUCCUAAAGAAGCUACUCCAACCAAUGGCGACGUAGCAGCUGAGACAGCCGUUGGUGCAACAGCAGCAAUCCCAGAAGCCGCUAAGAAACCGGAAGCCGAAGCAGCUCCUGAUGUUCCUGACCCCGAUGUAACCGCGCAGGAGAUUGCUGAAGAGGACACGAAAGAGCCCGAAAAGCCCGCUGACCCGAGCCCGACGCCCGUACAGGCACGCCAGCCACCCGCACCCGCACCCGCACCCGCCGCCGCCCCGGUCCCCGCUCAACCAAUGAAGCCAAUGACUUGGGCGAGCCGUGCCGCUGCCGCCGCGGGUCCCAAACCUGUUGUGCCUCUCGCAGCGAAGCCAGUCACACCCGUAGCUGCUCCACAAUCGCGUGCUGCUGCUGCUGCUGCUGCCAACCAGCCGGCUACAUCUCAGUCACCUGCACCUGCUCAAAGUUCCGAGGCCAAAGCUCCUGUCGCCCCUGCCAAGGAGGCACCUACGGAAUGGCAAACAGCUGGCAACGAUUCGAAGCGGCAGAACAGGCCCCAGUCUAUCUCUGGCCCCCAAGGCGAGAAGGACGGCACCAUGGUUUAUGUCAAAUACGUCAAUGAAAAAGUUCAGCACGAUGAUCUGAGAUCGGCAUUGGCACAACAUGGCGAAUUGGUCUACUUCGAUAUCAACCGCCAGAAGAACUGUGCAUUCGUCGAGUUCGCCACACCGGCAGGGUAUCAGGCUGCCCUGGCCGCAAACCCUCACGUGGUCAACGGCGAGAACAUCGUUGUCGAACCCCGUCGUCCUAAGGCAGGUGCCUACGGUGGCAGCAACUACACUGCAGGACGUGGCGGCGUUCAGGGCCGCUCAGGACGUGGGGCAUUCGAGGGUCGCUCUGGCAGUCAGGGCGGACGUGGCAGCUUUGGAGGUCAGGGUCGCGGUCGAGGAGGCGCACCUCGAGGUAGAGGUACUUCUCAAGCAACGAACGCAUGAACGCCCUACUAGGGUUACAGGUCUUACGAAGUCAAGUGAGUUAACUGGGUACGGGGCUGUCUGCGGACUCUAAAAUCCUUAAAGGACAGGGAGUUUUCGCAAUCAUACCCCGGAAAAGGUUAGAUGCAGGGUUUGGAGUUAAGACGUGGUAGGGUAGGGUUUAUGGGUUGAACCCGGGACUAUGUGAGCAUCUCCCCUGGGGCGGUGUAUCCAAGCGUCGGGUUUAAUUCGAGCACGCAUAUAUCAUUGCACGAUCAUCCUUAAGCUAUGCCGCCUCUACUUUGGGGGGUUUGUACAUUGAUGGACGGCUGGAAAAGUUAACGCUCAUCUGCAUGGGAGGAGUGAAAAGGACGGCAUUUGGGAAAUUCAGGGCCAGACUUGUACAGUUGUACAAUACGGGCAAAGAAAUUAAGACAUCUUUAAAGUGUAUUAUUGUAAUGUUAUAAGUGAACGAUGAGCUUGCUUGUGUUCAUCAUGAUAUUGGGCCUUAGGGUAUUCUGUGAUCUAUAACAGCGGUCUAUACUGAUAUCCAUAUGAUACCCAGGGAGGUAAGAUUAAUG
Molecule: messenger RNA, 2369 nt
Organism: Annulohypoxylon truncatum
Lineage: Eukaryota; Fungi; Ascomycota; Sordariomycetes; Xylariales; Hypoxylaceae
Exons: 4
Coding region: 181-1809 (542 amino acids)
Biological process (GO): ribophagy; protein deubiquitination
Cellular component (GO): ribonucleoprotein complex; Ubp3-Bre5 deubiquitination complex; cytosol
Molecular function (GO): mRNA binding
Source: RefSeq, a predicted model, not a curated record